Prunus mume (Japanese apricot) is the source of this 627-nucleotide messenger RNA. NCBI's taxonomy places the organism in Eukaryota, Viridiplantae, Streptophyta, Magnoliopsida, Rosales, Rosaceae. The record is from RefSeq and is a predicted model, not a curated record.
AUGGAAGGCAAGAGAACCAGAGGCAGGCAAAAGAUCGAUAUCAAGAAGAUAGAAAAUGAAGAUGAUCGACUUAUUACUUUUUCAAAACGGAGAUCCGGAAUAUACAAGAAAGCUAGUGAGUUAGCGGCUCUAUGCGGUGCAGAAGUUGGCGUUGUAGUGUUUUCCCCAAAAGGAAAACCUUAUUCGUAUGGUAGCCCUGCUAUUGAGUAUGUGGCGAACCGAUUUCUAAAUGUUGUUGCUGAUCAAAACGCUGAUGAGAGGAUCUCUCAUGGCAUUCUGGAGGUGUACCGGCAGGCAAGAGUCUAUGAGGCGAACGAGAACCAUAAUGAGCUGGUAGGGCAGCUUGAGGCUGUGAAAGAGCGGAGCAAGGUGCUGCAACAGUUGGUAGGAGAAAAGGGAAGUGGGGAACAACAGUGCUGGUGGGAGACUGCUCUUCAUAAUCAGGACUCGCAAGGUGUCAAGAAAAUUCAUGAGUCCUUUAAAGGAUUGGUAAAUCAUGUGUGCACCCAUCUCAGGCUCAGAUAUGGGAGCGGUAGCAACAACUUUGAUAAUGGCAUUGCUUCUUCUUCUGCAGCACUACCCUUCCAUGCAACAGUAGGAUCCAAUCCUAAUUCCCAAUCCCAUUAA